AUGAUGCAACUGCCGAGUCCCAACAGCCGGUUGUCCCAACUGGGACAGGAGACCUGCCCGCCUGUCUGGCUCGGCUCGAAUCUCCCGCCGAAUUGGCCAAUAUCCAUGCUUACCAGCUCGACCGGCAACACUGACACAACCAACACCACAGCCAUCGGUUCUCCUUUCUCGUUCUCCUUCUCUUCUUACCUUACAGACACACAUUUGAGCUACACUGGCAUGAGAUACGAGCCAACCGACGACUCACUCGGCUCGGAGAGUCCUCCACGUCGAGUUGAAAUCAGUCCACCGGCCGCAAGUAGCACCCUUUUGCUGCUGCCCUCCGGACCUGCCGACGCUUCACCGGCCUCCUCCCCAUCAGGCUCCUGUCAGCCGGACCAGGACUCGAACUCAUCCUCUGUCGGUGCUCUCGCUGCGAGCCAGGCGGCGCCAAGACUCCACUUCUGCGUGAAAGAGCCCAAAGCCCCUGCAGCCAGUCUACCGGAAACGGCGUCCGGUCCAGUCGCUUCGCCGUUCGGCUCGAUGAAAAUGAACCCAACUCCCGGCGACAUCGUUGCCGCAGGUCCGAGUCUCCUUUCCGCUCUCUUUUCAAGCCUUCCCAAACCGCAGACGCACCGGCUACCAGACCAGCCGACCAACUUGCCUGCGCCAUGUCUGGGCAGUCAGAGAAUCGAGCCCAUCGCCCAGUUGGAGGUUGGCAACCAGCUGUCUCCGGGCCAAAUUUACUUGCCCCAUCCUGCCGAACUGAUGCUGGCCGCCACACUUGCCAGUCUGCAGGAUCAUUCAGCCCGGACAAAUCCAGCUCCGCUUCUUCUUCUGCCUCCUCCAGCGGCGCCAGCCACAUCACAAUUGCCGCUACACAUGCCCACUCAGACGGCAUCUCAUGUUCCCCUGGGCGCCUAUUCGCACCAUUCCAGUCUUAUCCGACCAUCGGAUUAUGCACAAACUCUGCUGAGACAGCCCGAAUCUCAGUCUCCGCUUGUCGGCUUCUCUUCACCUCUGGGCGUUGCCGUAGCCGCGCAAACGCCAGCCUCCACUGCAGCC
Protopolystoma xenopodis is the source of this 1044-nucleotide messenger RNA. NCBI's taxonomy places the organism in Eukaryota, Metazoa, Platyhelminthes, Monogenea, Polystomatidea, Polystomatidae. The record is from the annotation of a GenBank genome assembly.